GUCACUUGGGUACUGGUACACACCCAGAGCAGGUGUAUUAGGGAAGAAACCCUUUUCACCUCUACAGCAGAGCGUUGUGACAGAGAUCAGUCAUUCUGGGAGACUGGCUUGUAAAUGUCUUGAAUUUCAGGAAAUUACUCAAGGAAGCUUGGCAGCACAAAUAGCAGCUUGCUGAUUCUUGCUUAGCUGUGUCAUUAAUCUGGGAAGGACUGGUGGAGGGUCUUCACUGCCAGUCUACAGCGGACGAGGUCCUGUAGCCAUUGGAAACUAAUCAGCACUGGAUCCACAAGUCACCAGUGAGACAUGGCAAGCCCAAGGGACAGCCAGGCGGAGACCACCGUGUGCCCAGCUGAUGUGACCCUCACAGGGAGCCCCGAGACCAUCAGCGUGAAGGCAGAGAGCGGGUCGCCUGACAUCACUGAGCCCUGGAGCCUGAACGUUUCGGAGCGCAGCCUUCAGGUCCUCUAUCUCCCCAGCUUUGACAUUCUGCCUAUCGAUGAGACCACCUGGCUGGAACGGGUCAGGGAACCCUCCCCUACCCCCACCCCAAGCCCUGAGGUCGCUUCAGCCUCCCCGACACGCUGUGCGGGGGAGCCAGAGCAGUGUCCCCAGAUCCACAGCUCAGCCUUGGUGGUUCCAGCCCUGCCAGUGGGGCCGGACGAGGAGCGCUCCUUGGAGCAGAUGCAGACCCUGGUUGUGGAGGAGGUGUUGAAGGACAUUGAGACGGCCUGCAAGUUGCUCAACAUCACACCAGAUCCAGUGGACUGGAAGGAGGGGAACGUCCAGAAGUGGCUGCUGUGGACGGAGCACCUGUACAAGCUGCCUUCCGUGGGCAAGGCCUUCCAGCAGCUGGACGGCAAAGACCUGUGUGCCAUGAGUCAGGAGGACUUCCAUAAACUGUGCCCCGAGUACAGCAGCACACUGCACGCCCACCUGGACAUAUGGAAAUCAGCUGCUUGGAUGCACGGAAGAUGUUCAGUGACUGAAAGACCAACACCAGCAGGAGGUCAGGACGCAUGGCCGGAGGCGGACUCUUCCUGCUCUGGCCAGCCCGUGCACCUGUGGCAGUUUCUCCGGGAGCUGCUGCUCAAGCCCCACAACUACAGCCGCUACAUCCGCUGGCUCAAUAAGGACAAAGGAAUCUUCAAAAUCGAAGACUCUGCUCAGGUGGCUCGUCUAUGGGGCCAAAGGAAGAACCGGCCAGCGAUGAACUACGACAAGCUCAGUCGCUCCAUCAGGCAAUACUACAAGAAGGGUAUAAUACGCAAGCCGGACAUGUCCCAAAGACUGGUCUAUCAGUUCGUCAACCAGGUGUGAGUGUAUCUUCAGCAGGCUCUCGCCCUGUCUGGAGAUGGAGGAGGGAGGAGGUGAUACGUCCACUGGCCCCUGAGUCUGAGUCCAUUCCUGAGAGACUAACUAUAUGAACCACAGGAAAAUACACUCUGGACUGGCACGGACAGCUGAUUUUAUUUUUUUUUUCUUUGUAUUUUGUAUCUGUUUUUUCUCAAAAAUUAUUUAUUUUUUUAAUAUCGUCGUCAAAUGACAAAGUUUUUUUUUUUUUUACACAAGCAGCAGAAAGCAAGGUUUAAACAUUAUAUUUUGAUAUAGUGACAGAAGAUGAUGACAGAAGAGAUGACCUAAUGUCCAGUCCUAGGAAGGUAGUGAGCACUAGUCUAGUGCCAGGAUACUCAUCAGGGCAGCAAAAACUUGUGCAGUUGUGUUCUUUCAAGUCAACUCAAUAUAGUUGAUUACACCAUUAAGCGUUAUUAGGAGGACAGAAAAGAGCCCAUGCCCUGUUUUACGCUCACAUUCCCACUAUAUGACUUUGUACAACAAUUGCCUAAUUUGUUUAGGCUCAUACAGUAGAUCUAUAAAGCUAUUUUAUUAAUAGUCUUGUUCUAGAUAGAAUCUUGUCUAUUUAGAUACCUUGAGUAUUAGUUACAGUUUGCUUACUUCUGUG
Messenger RNA from Alosa sapidissima (American shad), 1960 nucleotides. RefSeq names its product SAM pointed domain-containing Ets transcription factor-like. Lineage: Eukaryota; Metazoa; Chordata; Actinopteri; Clupeiformes; Clupeidae. Gene Ontology annotation, biological process: cell differentiation; regulation of transcription by RNA polymerase II. The transcript is spliced from 6 exons. The coding region runs from base 304 to 1317 and encodes 337 amino acids. Gene Ontology annotation, cellular component: nucleus. The record is from RefSeq and is a predicted model, not a curated record. Gene Ontology annotation, molecular function: sequence-specific DNA binding; DNA-binding transcription factor activity, RNA polymerase II-specific.